GUGCGUUUCGCCGCAAGGUAAAUUUUUACUGCCACCCAACCGAAGCUAUUCCUCAUAUAGACGUUAGGCAGCCUUCGACCAUCACGUUCCUCCGAUUUCAGGCAACAGUUCAAAUGUAUACGCUUCGGAGAUGGGGAAUGACGAGGGCGGUUUGAUAGUGAGAUAAGAUGUGCAUACAUAUUUCUAUGUAUUGCAAGCGGGAAGGUUCAAGCUUCCAUACCAUCCGCCCACUUGCCAUGCUCUGCAAGUUAUCUGUUACCUGGAACCGGAAUCAUGAUCUCGUCAAAAUCAAACGGCUGCGAGCUGCUUUCCCAUCGAAGCUGUGCCAAAAGUGACAUAAAUUCCACCCGCAAGUAUAUAUAGGCACUCGUCGAUUUCUACUCCACGACCUUCACAACAUGAGAAAACGUGCCUUCCAACAAGUCUUGCUGGCGACGCUUGUAGCAGGAUCGUCUCUCUCCGGUCGACAAACGAAUGCACCUAUCAUCGACCUCGGUUACUCUCAAUAUCAAGGUGUUUUCGAUGCAAAUAAUAAUGUGACAAACUUCCUUGGGUUACGGUAUGCAGCUGCGCCUACCGGCGAAAAUCGAUGGAGGGCACCUCAAGCACCUCAAAACACGAGUGGUGUUCAGCUUGCCAAUGCCAAUCCGCGGCCAUGCUUUUCAGCUCCAACUGGUGCUGCUCCCUCAAAUCCCUUCUUGAAGAACAAUAAACGUCAAACAAUAGCUAAGGGCGAGGAUUGCUUGUUUUUGAAUAUCGCGUUUCCAGGUUCGACAGUUCCAUCGGAAGGUUUACCUACGGUUAUAUGGAUCCAUGGUGGGGGGUAUAUUGCUGGAAGCAUAUCAUCGUUUCAACUAGCGGAUCUCGUCCGAGAAUCUAAUCAGGGAGUGGUUGUUGUCGCUAUUCAGUAUCGAUUGGGUCUCUUCGGCUUUCUUUCCGGGAACAAGGUCAAGGAGAACGGUGAUCUCAAUGCCGGGUUGCUCGAUCAAAACUUCGCUUUUCGCUGGGUUCGUGAGCAUAUCUCGAAAUUCGGGGGUGACCCGAACAAAGUCACAAUCUGGGGCGAGUCUGCAGGAGCGGGAGCCGUUUUACAGCACAUUAUCGCCGAAGAUGGGAAAACUAACCCACAGCUAUUUAGAGGUGCCAUUACGAGUUCCACCUUCUUGCCUUCACAGUAUAUGUUCAAUGACCCACUUCCUGAGGCGUUAUACAGCGAAGCAGUUUCGCAGACAAACUGUUCUCAAUCCUCCGACACAAUGGCGUGCCUGAGAGCUGCGGACGCUCAAGUUCUCCAAAAGGCGAACGAGGACAUCAACGUUGCUGGGUUCUUUGGCACGUUCCCCUUCGUACCUGUGGUCGAUGGAACGUUCAUCAAGCAGAGAGCAACCAAGGUUCUGAAACAGGGAACAGUGAACGGGCAAGCGCUCCUGGCUGUGUCGAAUGCAAACGAAGGUCAAGUCUUUGUGAAUCAAAGUGCACCUGCCAAUGUCAGGGACUUUGUGGGUCAACUCUUCCCAACCUUAGGACCUCAGCAAGAACUUGCUGUCACUCGGCAGUAUAACGGACUGGGGUCACAAUUGAACCAAGAGAACCUCGUCAUGGGUGAAUCGAUCUUUGUAUGCCCGACAUACUUCCUCCUGAAUGCAUUCCGAAGCCGAUCGUUCAAGGGAGUAUUCGCGAUAGAUCCAGCUCUUCAUGGCCAGGACGUAAACUACUACCUCCCUUUCGGUCGCCCACCCCCUUUCAAUAAUACCGAUUUCGUGAAAGCUUUCUCUCAAUCCUUCCUGUCAUUCGUGAUAUCUCUCGACCCGAACGUGAAAUUUGAUUCCUCAAACAUUACGCCGCAUUGGAAGUUAUACAAUGAGGGAGAAACGGAGAUGGUUUUUAACCGGACUGGUGACGCUCCGGAUGUUCAUACGGUGACAACGGAUUGUGAAUUUCGAAAGAGAUGCAGUUUCUGGGAGAGUCUGAGUACUUUGACUGCUCAAUAAGACGCUGUCAAAACGUUUAGUCCGACUGUAGAUAUCAUUGACAUUAAUAAGGACUUGACCGUGACUUUUUUGCACAUACUAAUGACUGGAGUAUUCUAAAACAAGUUGUCGUAAUUAUGGUUAGUUACAGGUUUACGAAACAUUUAACUUGAACUCUUUCCGGAUUAGCAGGUCGGAGAAAGAAUGUUGUGGAUUAAACCAGGAAGGAUGGGUUCUAAAUUUCCGCGUCAAGCAGUCCUGAAAUGCAUCCCCUCUAACGCGAUCUCUGCAGGAUCUCCAGAGUCGAACGGUAACACACGCUAAAGAUGAGGUACGCAGUCCCAGUCCAGCGGCGAUACCUUGCGCAAAAUUUCCGCAGGCUCAUUUUCCAUCAUUGGUGGUGGGCUGGAGGCAAGUCCGAACAGUAGAUGACAUGCACUGUCGUCGCCGGCAAAAAAAAAAGAAACAAAAAAAAAGUAAAAGCUCCUCAACUACAGAUAAGUAAUGGACAGUCGCAUCCCCGCAUCUCCGAAGCAGUGCAAAUCGUCGAAUGAUCUUUC
Messenger RNA from Marasmius oreades (fairy-ring Marasmius), 2530 nucleotides. RefSeq lists its product as uncharacterized. Gene Ontology annotation, molecular function: hydrolase activity. NCBI's taxonomy places the organism in Eukaryota, Fungi, Basidiomycota, Agaricomycetes, Agaricales, Marasmiaceae. Bases 399 to 1991 code for a protein of 530 amino acids. The record is from RefSeq and is a predicted model, not a curated record. The transcript is spliced from 16 exons.